CAUAUUUCUGCGGAAGUAUGUCACUUCCCUUAAAUCAGACUUUACUGCUUCAUUCUCUGCCUUUCCCACCUAAAUCUCCUCCAUAAAUAAUCUCCCAGCAUGCCUUCCUAUGGAUGCCACAUUUCCCAAGCUGGUUGGGACUAAACGGACUAGCUGAAUACUUACUUAGUCGUGUGAGCUAACUUGCUGUGGUGGUGCACACUCCCAUUUUCAAGUCAUUGAUUUUUCAGGUUUGCUUGGCUGGGCUUAAAAUGCAACAUAUGUCCUGUAAGGUGGCCAUGUCUUGUGAAACUUCAACCUUUAACUCUGACCUUAACUUAAUUGGACAUUCCUUAGAAUUCAGGCAUGGUUUUCAAAAGGAUCUGAGGAUUGGGUUAGGCUUGCUCCAUCUUGGGAUUUACCAUAAAACAGUAAACCAGUGUGAAUGGAUUUUAGCUUAGGAAGCAGUUUAUGCCAAGAUUGGAGUAUCGAUUCAGCAAUCAUCAGGCCUUGGUUAUUGUUUUGGCUCUAAUAAGCAGUUUGUGUGCCUUCCAGCAACAACUGGAAAGCUGCAAUUAGGAUAGUGUUAUGGUUGGUAAAACAGGGAUAUGGUAAAAGCGUCAUUGUGACCUCCAGCUGUGUUCUGUGCAGCAAAUAAUCUGACAUAUUUCUCUCUAUGAGGAAGUCUGCUAUGUGGAUACAAUAAACCCCAACAUAGCUUUAAAAUUAGCUUUAGCUUGUGAAUGAUGGAUGUCAAGUAUGGUAGCUCAUUCAAUUCCAACAUAGAAUAUGAGAGAAAUAUAUUUCAAUUAACACCACAGUGGUCUCUUGGGUAGCUUGUAUGGGAGUGUCAAACUAGAGCCCUCUUUGUGUCUUAUGUAAUACCAGCCAUUCCUUCCUGUCUUGAACAAAUAAACUGUCAACCAAGGAAAACAAAUUACUCUGAUUCUACUCUCAUUUUCAGCUUUUUAUGCAGUUUAUGUGACAGUUUUGUGGCUUCCCCUGGAAUUCUGUGUGCUUUCAAAUUAAUGCUUGUGGCAAGUUUGCAGUUCUGUAACAAGACUAAGUAAAGUGCAUUACUGCUUUUCUUUCCUGUUAUGCAUAUCUAGUUGAGUGCUGCUGUCUAUGUUCAUGUUCGACGGAGCACACUCCCUUUUCAGUAACACUCAGAGCAGGUGAUGAUCCUCCCAGUCUUUUAGGGUAGCUUUUGAUGUAUUGUGGGGUGGUGGUUGUGGGGUUUUGUCUUGUUUUUGUUUUAAGUGUGCACAAUCUUUCUCCAGGAUAUGUGAAUGCACGACUGGAGAAGGAAACACCAAUAUUUAACAAGCAAAGGAUUGAUUUUGCUCCUCCAGAGAAGAUUAACAGCUUAGUGGUCUCCUCUAACCAGCUCUGUAUGAGCCUUGGCAAAGACACCCUUCUCAGGAUUGAUCUUGGGAAGCCAGAUGAACCUAAUCAGGUAGAGCUGGGACGCAAAGAUGAAGCCAAAGUUUACAAGAUGUUUUUGGACCACACAGGCUCUCAUCUCCUGAUCGCUCUGAACACCAGUGAAUGCCUUUACCUGAAUAGAAGCGUUCAGAAAGUGCGAGCACUCUCCCGCUGGAAAGGCCACUUGAUUGAAAGUGUGGGCUGGAACAAAUUUCUUGGUUCGGAGACCAACACUGGACCUAUCCUGGUGGGGACAGCCCAGGGGCAGAUCUAUGAGGCUGAAAUCUCUGUCAGUGAAGGAAGCCUCUUCAGCACUAAUCCCGACCAGUACUUCCGACAGGUCUACACUCUGGAGGAGGAAUCGGGACCUGCCCCAGUCUGCUGCUUGGAGAUUGAACGAGGGAUAGAAGGGAAAUUUUUUAUUAUAGCCACCACUCGAAAGAGACUCUUCCAGUUUGUUGGCAAAGUGCCUGAAGGGACAGAGCAGCAAGGCUUCAGCUCCAUAUUUGCUAUGCAUGCUGACCAUUUGCCCAGCUUCCGGGAGUUUCCGGCCAGCUUUGGUUUCAGCGAGAUAGCCUUUUACACCCCAAAACUGCGCUCCAACCCACGCUCCUUUGCCUGGAUGAUGGGAAAUGGUGUUUUAUAUGGUACCUUGGAUUACAGCCGUCCUGAUUCAAUUUUGAGCGAUGAACGGGUCUGGGUUUAUCCUUCGGAUAUUGACAUAACUGUAAACAAGCCAAUAUCCAUUGUACUUACCCAGUUCCACUUCCUGUUGCUGCUGCCUGACCGGGUGAAGGCUGUAUGCACUUUGAAUGGGCAGGUUGUUUUUCAAGAUCUGUUCCUGGAGAAGUUUGGCUUACUGACACGCAUGAUCAAAGAUCCCACAGUCCAGCAGAUAUGGAUCCACACUGAGAAAGUAGUGUUUCGCUACCACGUCCAGCGGGAAUCUAGAGAUGUGUGGAAGAUGUAUAUGAAUAUGAACAAAUUUGAUUUAGCCAAAGAGUAUUGUAAAGACCGUCCAGAGUGCCUAGAUAUUGUGCUGGCAAAAGAGGCAGAGCACUGCUUCCAAAACAAGAGGUAUCUAGACAGUGCCAAAUGUUAUGCACUCACCCAGAACUACUUUGAGGAAAUUGCCCUUAAGUUCAUUGAAGCCAAGCAAGAAGAGGCCCUGAUGGAGUUUCUGAUUAAGAAGCUAAGUAACCUAAAGCCUUCUGAGAAGACACAGACAACUUUGCUGACCACGUGGUUAACAGAGCUGUACCUGAACUGGCUAGGUAUAUUGGAAGGAGAUCCCUCACAGCGAAAUCUCUAUUUGGAUACACGGGAAAAGUUUCGCACUUUCCUGAGCAGUCCUAAAAACAAAGACUGUCUAUUUAAUAACCGGGCAUCUAUUUAUGAGCUGUUGGCAAGCCAUGGGGACACAGAGCACAUGGUCUACUUUGCAGUCAUCAUGCAGGACUAUGAGCGUGUAGUAGCUCACCACUGCCAGCAUGAUGAGUACGAUGAAGCUCUAAAUGUGCUGUCCAGGCACAGAGAUGAGAAGCUGUUCUACAAGUUCUCUCCGGUCCUCAUCCAGCAUAUUCCCAAGAAGGUAGUUGAUGCUUGGAUUUCUAUGGGCUCUAGACUGGAUGCCAGGAACCUCAUUCCAGCCCUUGUUAACUACAGCCAGAGUGCCAGCACCCAGCAGAUCAAUGAAGCCAUUAGAUAUAUGGAGUUCUGUGUCUAUCAGUUGCAGGAAACCCAGCAAGCCAUUCACAACUACCUGUUGUCUCUUUAUGCUUUGUGUCGGCCGGACUCGCUGCUGUCAUACCUGGAGCAAGCAGGAACCAACCCAAACAGGAUCCACUAUGACCUGAAGUAUGCAUUGCGCCUGUGUGCAGAGCACGGGCACCACCAUGCAUGCGUCCAUAUUUACAAAGUGAUGGAAUUAUAUGAGGAGGCUGUGGAUCUCGCCUUACAGGUGGAUGUUGAUCUUGCCAAGUCCUGUGCAGAUCUCCCUGAAGAUGAUGAGGAACUCCGGAAGAAGCUCUGGUUGAAGAUUGCUCGCCAUGUUGUUCAGGAAGAGAAGGAUGUCAAGAAGGCAAUGGCCUGCCUCUCCAGCUGUGCCCUGCUGAAGAUUGAAGAUGUCCUGCCAUUCUUUCCAGACUUUGUCACUAUUGACCAUUUCAAGGAGGCAAUCUGUAACUCCCUGGAGGACUACAACAAGCACAUUGAGGAGCUGAAAAGGGAGAUGGAGGAAGCCACACAGAGCGCCAAGAGAAUCCGAGAGGACAUCCAGGAAAUGAGAAAUAAGUAUGGCUCUGUGGAGCCUCAGGAAAAAUGUGCUGCUUGUGACUUUCCACUUCUAAACCGCCCUUUUUACCUUUUCCUGUGUGGUCACAUGUUUCACUAUGACUGUCUCCUCCAAGCAGUUUUCCCAAACCUUCCUGCCUAUAAGCAGGCAAAACUUGAAGAUCUUCAGAAGAAGCUGGCAGCUACCAGUCAGCCUUCCAAGAGCCACCACCGUCCCAAGGAUGCAGAUAGCAUUAGCUUGGGGAAAGGUCAGCAGAGCCGGGAACAGAUCAAAGCUGACAUUGAUGACAUUGUGGCAGCUGAAUGUGUGUAUUGUGGUGAGCUGAUGAUCCGGUCCAUUGACAAGCCUUUUAUUGAUCCCCAAAAGUAUGAAGAAGAAAUGCAAAGCUGGCUGUAGUUUUCCAAAUCUGCAACUGUCAGUGCACUGGAGUAGUUUUGUUCACAACUUGUGAAGCUUCCAUGGUGGGAAUAUAACCUCCAGAAGCAGGAACACAGUGGCUUCUGUGGAACUCUAAGGAAAGAGUAGUGGGGUCUUGUUAUCAGGAUUACAGUGAACUAGUCUUGAAAAUGGGGAGAUACAGAUAUGGCUGUCUAAGAACUUGAACAGUAGUUAGAGCUAAUCUACUGGAAUUUUUUUUUAGCAGAUAUUUGCUGCUUGCAGUUCUUCUGAGGUUCUCAGUGUGAAGCUAAUGGAGUGCCUUGUUGUCCAGAAGGAAUUAGGAGCAGCCUAUUAUUUGUCUUCCCUGUUGUGUGGUAUUUGUUUUGGUGAAGACGAGCUUUUAAAGGGAAAGGUAGUGAAGAACACUAAGUAGUCUUCAGUCAUCACUGUCAAAGCUAGAAUUGCCUUCUGUUUCCUUUUUGCUGAGAGCUUAUAACUACACACAUGGAAAGAACAUGAAAGGACAAAUGCUGUUGCAUAUAUGUUUUGUAAACAUCAUGCUACACAAAUACAUGUUUCUACACAACGUAAUAUAAAAAUGUGUAUAAUUCUGAAGCAGGAGUGUCUCAUAAUACACCUAAGUCAUUUGCCUGCAAUUCAAGGUGUUUAAUUAUCUUUCCCAUAAGCUUCAUGGACAAGCCCAUACAUCUGAAUUUUCUCUAGGUGCUCUUUGCUUUGUUUCUGGCAAUACUUCGUAGCCUGUUUGCCCCUUCCUCCCUCCCUCCCUCUCUCCAUCCUAUUUCUACUGUGACUGUCUUUGUACAGCAGGUCUUGGUUUUGUCUUCACCCAAAACCAAAAUUGAUAUAUGCAGUAGUAAUGUUUCAACUGAUACUUUGCAAGGAGGAGCACAGCCCAUUUGUAUUGUCCUGCAGUCCUCUUCAAGUUGAACUUGAGCACUAGACUAGAGAUCUAGUCACAGGUUCCCUCAAGGGUAGGCUACAGAAAACUUCAGUUGGUGUGAAA
Molecule: messenger RNA, 5099 nt
Organism: Egretta garzetta (little egret)
Lineage: Eukaryota; Metazoa; Chordata; Aves; Pelecaniformes; Ardeidae
Gene: VPS18
Product: VPS18 core subunit of CORVET and HOPS complexes
Exons: 4
Coding region: 1190-4093 (967 amino acids)
Biological process (GO): organelle fusion; intracellular protein transport; endosome to lysosome transport
Cellular component (GO): endosome; HOPS complex
Molecular function (GO): protein-macromolecule adaptor activity
Source: RefSeq, a predicted model, not a curated record